Messenger RNA from Miscanthus lutarioriparius, 405 nucleotides. The record is from the annotation of a GenBank genome assembly. Lineage: Eukaryota; Viridiplantae; Streptophyta; Magnoliopsida; Poales; Poaceae.
AUGGCAGGAAACAACGUUUUGUGGCAGCCCCAGGUGAUGGAGGACAUGCUACGAUGCUACAAAGAGAAGAUACAAGCUGAGGGAAGACUAUUGUUUUUUCGUGAGACAAGUAUGCGGGAGUUCAGUGUUCUACAAGCACCAUACGAUCUUCCUUCCACUCAGGAUGGAGAUUUAAUUGGUGAUAAGAAUGCGAAUCAUGGUGAGGAUGUUCACCUAGGUUUGCAGUACGAUUCAGAGUGCUUGGCUGAAGAGGAUGGCAAUAAUGGGGGAAGCUCAUCUAGUAAGCGUCCUGCUGCUAGCAAGCCUGAAAAAGUGAAGAGGAUUAAGCGUGAUGAUAGAGCCAUCUCAGAGAGAGAAUCACUUGCGAAGGACUGGUAUCAACAACAACGUUUUGUGCUUCAUUAA